CAGGCCAGUUUAUUAUUGCUGUCAAAUGUCAACUGUCAAAUUAUAAUAUUCGCACCACGAGUGCCGUGUCGUCUGCUUUUAUUAAGAAAAACAGCAUAAUUUAAUGCUAUGUUCACUCCUGAAUAUUAAUUUAGAGUACGGAAAAUGAGUACGAGUUAUUUUAGUACUUCUCCUAAGACAAGAAAAAGGCGAGCCUAUAAAAACAACCAAAAUGAAGAAACUCCGACAAUCGAACUAAAUACCACAGAUUUGGAUAAAAAUGUGAAAAAACGGAAAAAGCAAUUUCCUCAUUUUCGUUUGAAGACAAAUGGAGAACAAGCAUCUUUAUCUAAUGAACCAGAUACAAGAAUUCCACUGACACUUACAGACAUUCAAUAUUUGUUACUGCAUUCACUACUUGGAAAUCUAAACCUGACUGAAUCACCACGGUGGUAUGUAAUAGAUAAAUGUAAUGGAAUUCAACAAACUACUUGUUUGGUUUUAGAAGGCAUCUCUCUUGAUCACUGGGAAAAUUAUUCAGAUGAAUUUGAGAACACAAAAAAUGUAUUUAAGGAAGUUGUCGAAGUUAUUACACCAUCAGUGUAUGAGGGAUCUUUGGUCCAGGAACUUGCUUUAGUUCCAUUGUCAGAAGCAGAAAAGGAAUCCAUCAUACAUAAAUAUGGAAGUAUGAACUUAGCGCUUGAAGCAAGAAAAGAUUUAAUGAUAAUGAUGAAAGCUGUGUUUCCGAUUGGAAAUGAAAUCAGUGAUAAUAGCUACACAAAUGAAGAUAAAUUCCCUCGAACCCAAUUGGUAUUGUCUGCAUGGCAGUUGAUUGAAGAAAACUAUCCAGUUCCAUUAAAGGGAAAACUUAGUGAUGCAUAUUCUGAUUAUGUGCUCACCAAACAUGAGUAUGCCCCUGUUACAGCCAAGUCACCAAUGUUUGGCAUAGAUUGUGAAAUGUGUUUAACCAACGCUGGCUCUGAACUGACAAGGGUUUCAGUUGUCAAUGAAAAGCAUGAAGUUGUCUAUGAAUCAUUAGUUAAACCUUUUAAUGAAAUUACUGAUUACUUAACCAGAUUUUCAGGCAUUACAAAAUCAUUGCUAAAUGAUGUGACUAAAAGGCUACAUGAAGUCCAGACUGAUUUACAAUCUUUGCUGCCUCCUGAUGCUAUUUUGGUAGGACAGUCAUUGAACACAGACUUACAUGCUUUAAAAAUGAUGCAUCCGUAUGUUAUAGAUACAAGCUUGUUGUAUAACUUUGCAGGUGAAAGAACUCGUAAACCAAAGCUUAAAACUCUGGCUAAAGAAUUUUUAAAUGAAUCAAUUCAAAUGGGUACAGAUGGUCACUGCUCCACAGAAGAUUCUUUAGCAGCAUUAAAAUUGGUACAACUUAAAUUAAGCAAAAGUAUGGCAUUUGGAGAUGCAGUUCACACAAAUAGAGAUAAAUUUAAAGAAAAUAUUGCUAAAAUGAUAAAGUCACCACAGUAUGCACUGUCAAUUUUUAACCACAUGCUAGAACAAAAAAAGUCAUCUUUAGUUGUGGGCUGUGAUGACAUAACUGGUGAUUAUCAUACAUAUUUAGCACAAGCUAAGGAAAGUGUUCAGUUAAAAAAAGCAAAUCCAAAAAGAAUAAAACUAAUUACUGUUGAUAGUGUAGAGGAAGUAAUAACUUCAGUGGCAAACUCUGUAACAGAUUACAACUUAUCAAUGGCCCAUUUGAAGAUAGAUGUAAGUACUAAAAACGAAAAAGAGGUGAUGAGUAAUGUUAAUAAGUGGAUAAAAACAGUUUGGGAUAGUCUGCUUCCAUCUUCUUUAUUUGUUGUAUUGUUUGGAGGGACUACUACAAGCAACGGAUUGGCUUUGGUAAAUGUUAAGCAUACUUAAAGUAGGUAAUCUACUUUAUAUUUAUUUUGUUAUUCUGUUUCUGCAUGGAUUUGGAAUCUAUACUGUGUGUGUUCUAGCAUGGUGUGUGGUACAUAUGUUAUAACAAGAUAAUAUUAGGAGUAUUUAAUGUAGUAUUUAUAGUUACUACUGUUUACAUUAAAGAAUAGACAUCUUCUCUAUUAAAAAGAAAUAUUCAUAAAAUAAGAUUUGUCUAAAAUCACCACUACCAGCCUAGAGCGCAAACAAAUAUAGUGUAACAGUUUGUAAAUAUUCAUUUUAAGUUUUAUUAGGUUCUAAGAUUAAUAAAUUGAAAUUUUGAUCAGAAAUA
Messenger RNA from Trichoplusia ni (cabbage looper), 2191 nucleotides. It is a transcript of the gene Rexo5, whose product is annotated as RNA exonuclease 5. Gene Ontology annotation, cellular component: nucleus. Bases 145 to 1863 code for a protein of 572 amino acids. The transcript is spliced from 2 exons. The record is from RefSeq and is a predicted model, not a curated record. Lineage: Eukaryota; Metazoa; Arthropoda; Insecta; Lepidoptera; Noctuidae. Gene Ontology annotation, molecular function: exonuclease activity; nucleic acid binding.